AUGGCGAUAAUAUCUGGGGGAACUGCCACAAAUAGCUUGAUACCAGCCUUCAAUAAUAUCUCCAACAUAUGCAAAAUAUCAUUUGUGCUACCGGUAUCCGAUAAUGGUGGAUCUUCAGCAGAGAUCCUUAGAGUGUUUGGAGGUCCGGCCAUAGGUGAUCUAAGAUCAAGAAUCACCAAACUCGCAUCACUACAAGACAAAAAGUCCUCACAGGCAAAUCAUGAGGACAUUUCUUUCGGACUGUUCUUUAAUCAUAGAAUUAGUACAAUCAAAAGUGAAGCAGAUAAUGAGUGGCGGAUGAUUCUAUCAGGAACUCAUCAGAUUUGUGGAUUAUUGAUAAAUGCCAAGUUUCGAAACUAUGUUUUGUUUUUGCUCAUCUAUUUAAAUAAACAAUUGAUAGAUUUACAUAAGGAUUUCAAUUUUCAAAAUGCUUCUAUUGGGAACUUAUUCAUGCUCUCCUUGAGGUUAUUAUAUGGGUUUGACUUGUAUCAAUGCGCUGAUUUUUUUGUACGAUUUGUGGGUAUCAAUAGAAAAUUUACGGUUAUACCAUCUAUCAAUUCAAAAGAUCAAAGAUACAAUAUUGCAGCCUUGCUUGACAAUGGUGACAUAAUAAGGGGCCAGUCCCAAAUAUCUCAUCCGUCAACUUCAACUUCAAAACCAAAACUAACCCAGCUAUCGGUACCUAGUGAUAUUGAUUUGAGUACAAUAGAUCUUAAUGAGCCUCAGUUAAUCUUUCAAAAGGAUCAUAGUGAACCAUUGAUAUCACCAAUUAACAGAAUUUAUUAUAUUGAGGACAAAUAUCAUGAAUACCAGCCAAAACUAUUUGACCAAGCACAAAAAAUAUUGGAAGAAGCAGAUGUGAUCAUCUAUUCUAUCGGUUCACUUUUUACGAGCAUUAUCCCAGUGUUAGUGCUCCGAGGGACUGGGGAAGCAAUGGCGGUAAAUUGCUUUAUUGAUUCCAUACAAAGAAAGAAAAAGAUUUUUUUAUUGAAUGGUAAUAGUGAUCGUGAAACUGGAGGAUUUAACUCCUUAGAUUUCAUUGGCAAAACAAUCAAUUCCCUUUUGUACAGUUUGAAAAUGAAAUCUGAAUUAGAUCUUCCUUCUCCACCUAUUAUGAGGGAAAAUUAUGAGUUUGUGAUAAAUUUAUUGGUUAGCCAUGGUAUUGACCCGGUUGGGAUAUCUGUGCUGUUAUUGUCAUCAUUGCUAAACUUGAUAUUACUAAAGAACCAAUUUUUUCAUCAAUCGAAGGAUUUACCUCCACUAUCUUUCUCUGACUUCAUUACACAUAUUUUUGUAUUAGAUCAAACUGACAUAGAGGUUAAUACCAUGGUGAUAGAGCGUAUUCUUGGCAUAAAAUGUGUGAUUAUCAGAGCGACAGUGGAAGAAGAGAAGAAUGUCAAUGAUUCCCUAUUCGUCAAUACCCCAACACGGAAAGUAAUUCAUUACAAGUAUGAUUUGGAUGACUUUCAGACUAAAUUGGAGAUGAUCAUGAAUAGUUAA
Saccharomycopsis crataegensis is the source of this 1500-nucleotide messenger RNA. RefSeq lists its product as uncharacterized. The coding region runs from base 1 to 1500 and encodes 499 amino acids. Gene Ontology annotation, molecular function: LPPG:FO 2-phospho-L-lactate transferase activity. The transcript has a single exon. Lineage: Eukaryota; Fungi; Ascomycota; Saccharomycetes; Ascoideales; Saccharomycopsidaceae. The record is from RefSeq and is a predicted model, not a curated record.